CAGCUAUUYGUACAAGAGUGUGAUUUAUCACCGCGAUAAACAGAGAAGGCAUCUUGUUGUCAAAGAAGGGUCUGACAUUCUUUACCUGCAAUGUAGACGUGUUGUAAAAAGGAACGGAAUUAUUUUUCUAACAAAGCUCAUWCUAGAUCUUUGUGAAAGUGAUGGACUGGACUGUCCAUUGAUGAAGGGAGAAACGUACACAUUGACAUCGGGGCCUAAAUAUUUUGCCUCAGCGUAUUGCCUGCUGCCGAAGGGACAUUAUAGUCUCUCAGUGUCAUGCGCUGAUCAGAACAACCUUGAAGUAGCAUGUGCCAUGUUGAACUUCACUUGGACGAAUUAGCUGGCCUCACGACAUAUGCGCAAGAAAAGGCUUAACAAAUUAGCAAUGUUUUUGAUCGAAUAGUUCAAAUACCAUUAGUAAACGAUUAACUCAUUUAUUUCCUUAAAGGCCUGAAAUUUUACUUUAAAUUAAAUUUCAAGUGUAUCUAAAAUAUGAAUCAAAGAGCUGGUUAAAGUAAAACUGGAGUCUCGACCAAUUGCAACUGGGCAGGCGGCUAGCUAACUCAAAAAGCUCUGGUCCUACAUCAUUUAUUUUUGUUUCUAUCCCCUCUUGUCUCCUAUAUUGCACUGACCUUGUGGCAUCAAAUUGGCUUUAAAACGAUGGAAAAGUAGUCAAGCAACGAUGCUUCAGUCUGGCAUAGGAUGGUGCUCAUUUCUUCGUGAAAUUUUAAGGUAGCACCAUUCCAACAAUUCGAUGUAUAGGUUAUGCUUGACACUCUUAAUUUAGGAGGAGCCGACGGGUUCCUUGGAGAAAUAAAGCUGCUCUUAUGUCCCAGUCAGCUGUAAGUCACAAUUGGUUG
Messenger RNA from Exaiptasia diaphana, 860 nucleotides. RefSeq lists its product as uncharacterized. The annotation marks the transcript as partial. Lineage: Eukaryota; Metazoa; Cnidaria; Anthozoa; Actiniaria; Aiptasiidae. The transcript is spliced from 4 exons. The record is from RefSeq and is a predicted model, not a curated record.